UCUGGAAACGAUCAUAUCUUCAGGGAGGCUAUAAAUUCGGCUUCGUUUCGAAUUCUCUCUCUCAUCUUCGUCUCUGCACUCUGUACAUCGGUAUCUCUCUCCCUCUCUCUCUCACGUACACACACGCACAUAGUUUCUAAAGGCGAGCCGGAGCUCCGGAUUGUCAAGAGGAUCCCGCCGUUUGUUAUCGGAUUCGGAUCGGCGACUGCACCGCUUGUCGUUCCCGAUUGAAAGUUCGUUAUUCUUUAAGAAAUCCAUAUAAUUAGUAGUCUGUUUUGAUUGGAAUGGCUUUAAUUUUGCGUUAAUUGUUCACAUCGUAGGUAAUUUGGUGCUGCAGUUUUUUAAUUCUGUGUGUUUGUGUUUGUGUGCUUAAGCGUUAGGUGUGUGUGAUAUGUUAUGGUGUUAAUGCUGAGCUUUUGAUUUCGCAGUAACGUAUUUUCAAUGAAUUGUGUUUAUGCUUCAUUUUUCUGUUGCUGUAUUGUUCAUCAUGCAUUGCGUGGAUUGCUGUGGAUUUGAUUUGGUGAAUGGUUUUAUGUUCUAUUUUGUGCUGUUUGAAUUUGUGUUGUUGGUUUUGUGAUGAUUGUUGACUGGUUGAGUGUGACGAAUUUGGUUGUUGCUGCUGAUGAUGAUGAUGACGAUAAUCGAUAUGUUUGGUUUAGCUAAUUUUUGAAAGAAAUGUGAUGGCUGCCUUGGUUACUUCUUCUGGUAGAUAAUCUUUUCCGUGCAUGAAAUUUAUGUCCAGGAUGAAAUGCUAUGUGAGACCAUUGGUUUUCCUUGGGAAAGAAGCCACGUCUAACUCUUUGUUUGUAAUUUAUACAUUUCGUUUAUUUGUGGAUUCAUCAUUAGUAUUACAGAGGGAGAGGAGGAAAAUAGAAAAUGGGUAGCUGUGGAACAUGAUGCAUUUGUUUUGUAUCAUAGGUGAUUCUACUCAACAAGGUCUUUUUUGUUUCUUUUUACUGACGGUGCACUUUUUUUGGUUGAGAAACUAGAAACAAAAUUAGGGCGGUGAAAUCUCUCUAUUACUUGCCACUUGAUUUCAGCCAACUGUUGAAUAAUAACAUACCCAAAUGGAUACGUGAUGUGACUGGGUUAUAGUAGGUCUUUUUUUUAUUUGGACGAGGAUUUAUAGUAAUUGGAUAGCAAAUAGAGUUCAUGCUUGUGGGGUGAAAUGAAUGGCAAUUUGGUCCUUUUGUUGUGGUUGUUCUAUAUAAGCUUCUGAAAUAGGCGUGUGAAGUUGUGAGUAUUGUCAGCCAUCAUCCCCUCUUUAUGGCCCAUGCAUCUCGUUUGGUGUACCUCAGCCUCUUGUUUCUGAAGCAGCCCUUGUUCAUCCAGAAACACCAAGGUCAAUGUUGUGGGGCCUUCCUCUGGACCUUUGUUUCAGGUACUGAGCUAUAGUAGCUCGUUAUAGAUAACCGUUAGGGCCUUUAAAGUAUAGGGCUUCAGUGUUUUGGGGUGUUAACUACCUGUGCAAGUGGAAUAUUUCAGGAUUCCAGUUCUGGAUUUCAUAAUGCAAAUGAUAAAAGAAAGUAUUACCUGAUAUAUUUUCUGAUAUUAAUUAUCGGCCUUUUCAGUUUCUGUUACUGAGGACGGGAAAACAUUACAGCUUGUGUUGAGUCUACGGCUUGGUUGCAGCUUGAGGCUUGUGGAUAUUUGUUAAAAUUUAAGGAGACUGCUUUAACAAAUUACAUAAGAUAAUUUUCUUUGUUCUUAAUUGGGUUGCAUUGAAAGAUAGGGCAGCAUACGGGGGGGGCUUAUUCCUUUGGGUUUUUCUUUUAUGUUAAUAUUGAGUUUCGGCAGUAUUCUGCAGGGCUGUUGUAUCUGUACCAGAGGUGAAAUUUCCAACUCCAGAGUGUAUAUGCUGGUUUAUCAGGGUUCUGAUUGAGGGGUUUGAACGUCUUACCAGUAAAUAUGGUUCUUCACAUAUCCAUCCGAAGAUGUCAGCGUAUAUUUCUAGUUAGAUCUUGUGGUCUCCUCUUUCUUGGCGCCUAUAUCCGUGUACUACCCCAUUGUGAAUAUUCCAUACUGAAACUCUUUGUUGCGGAAACAUCAUUUUCUGAGUUGUCUUAUCUGCCCCCUUGUGCUAAUCUGAGCAUUUGUCUGCUCUUGAUUAUGAGUUUCAAAGCUCAUACUCCAAGUACAUUGUUCAUUUCAUCCCUAAACCUGUUAUUCAAACCCGUCAAGUUGUAAGUAGUUUAGUAGAGAAGAAUGACAAGAAUGGUGCUCCACUUAUCUGGUUAGGGACUUAGCCUUGCAUGGGUGCCGUGGUCCUUGAAGGAGAGUUAAUUUUCUCUAAAGGAAAUCAAGAGAUGAAAGUUGUGAUUGUUUUGUAGUUCAUAACUCAACUAUAUAGAUGAUGAGAGAACUCCACCAGUUUCAAGCAGUAACACUCAAAGUCUGACGGUAUAGAGUUUUUAAGAUUUUGCCUAUUGGGUAAGUUCAGUACUCGAAGCAGACAUGGUGGAUAAUUUCCAUUUAAGGUUGGGGUGUCAAUUCGUCGUGCCCAGUAUAGUUGGAUUUGGUUCUGGGACUUCUUCAAGGAAUCAAGUGAUGCAAUGUUAUCGCUUACUUUCAACAGAUGGAAGCUCUGGAGUUCCCCAGCGCUGCAUUGUAGUUAUUGUUUGGGAUUCUUAUAGAUCUACUUGUUUUGAUGAAUCCUCCUCUUGGAGAAAUGCUGAUUGGAGCUGUUCAACCUUGCUUGGAUUUUGUUGUUGCUGAUUUCAAAUGUCUGCAGCAUUAUAGAAGAAAGCAGAGUUUCAUGGGGUGUUUGCCUGGCUUGAUCGGGUGACUAAUAUGCCCCUGAGGAUUAACCAUUGUUGCUAAAUAUUUUUGUACAUGCAGGUGCUUUAGGCCUUCUGCAAGCUUCUAAAUAUUAUCAUAUCAAUUUGGAGAUAAGCAACAUAGAAUGGUUAGACAGAACAAAAUGGAGGAUGCCCAUUUGAAUCUAUCGUGCAUGCUCACUGUAGAAUCAAAAGUAGAAUCAAGGGAUACUGGAAAGGCCACUGAAUUGUUGGAGAGAGGACACAUGGAGUAUGGUUGUUCACACUACAGGCGAAGGUGCCGCAUUAGAGCUCCUUGCUGCAAUGAGAUUUUUGAUUGUCGCCAUUGUCAUAAUGAAGCAAAGAACAAUAUCAAUGUCGAUCAGAAGCAUAGGCAUGACAUACCACGUCAUCAAGUCAAACAGGUGAUAUGUUCACUUUGUGGCACUGAGCAAGAGACAUCUAAGAGACAGUACCACUGCAAUGGAUGUGGAAUUUGCAGAAUUGGAGGGCGUGAGAAUUUCUUCCACUGCUACAAGUGUGGCUGCUGCUACUCAAUUAUGUUAAAAAACAGCCACCCUUGUGUGGAGGGAGCAAUGCAUCACGACUGCCCUGUUUGCUUUGAGUUCUUAUUUGAAUCAACAAAUGAUGUUACGGUGAUGCUGUGUGGACACACUAUUCACAAGGAUUGCUUAAAAGAGAUGAGGGAGCAUUAUCAAUAUGCGUGCCCUCUUUGCUCCAAAUCAGUUUGUGAUAUGUCCAAGGUAUGGGAGAAAUAUGACAUGGAGAUUGCAGCUACACCAAUGCCUGAACCAUAUAAAAACAAAUUGGUCUGGAUCCUCUGCAACGACUGCGGGAAAAGCUCACAAGUGCAGUACCAUGUUGUGGCCCAGAAAUGCCUGAACUGUAAAUCCUACAACACUCGCCAAACGAGAGGCUGAGCUAGUUGGCUAUGGUUGCAUCAGAAUUGAUUUUGGCUUUGGCUAUUAUUGUGCAGCUACGUGUGUCACAAGACUCGCAACAAAGGGCUCCGUACACUCUUGACCACCUGGCUGUAUCAGUGACAGAGGGAAUUGUGGUCCUGCGAUUGUCCUCUGUUGGAAACCUGUGGCCGAAUGCACCGUUGCGAUUCGCUUUUUGUUUCUGCGUUUCUUUUCCUCAUCUAUUUAUUUAUUUACUUCUGUAUGUGUGGUUUCACCUUGUAAUUAAGCCAAGAGUAGCCAUGAUGAUUUCUCGAUUUAUCAUCUGGUUGGAUGAUCUCUUGUUUUCCUCUGUAAUCCUCUCUUCAUUCUCAAUUGCGUUUGGUUAUUCGAACAGUAUCCCCCACUCCGGCAAAUGCAUUCAAAUGGUAUCUACUCCUGCAAAGGCACCGCCCCUGAGCUUCGGUUCACCUGUCUCUGUGGAUGGAGGAGUGGGUGGGUAUUAAGAACGUUGACAUGCUUGAGACAAAGUGGAGGGAGUUGAUUUGGAAGAGGCACGAGUUCAUGGGGAAAAAGACAAUCGUACCCCUUUUAAGGCUCAGUUUUAUGCAUUCAACUCGUACAGCUGGGUCAUUGACCAUGGUUUUCCUAUAAACUAAUCUGAUUCGUGUAGUGGUUAUAGAAUUUGGAAAUUGAUGAGGGCGUUGGCCUGCAGGUUUUCCUCACUAUGAAGAAGAUGAUUGUUAUUUGAAUUAAAGAAGAUGAAAAGACAAGAAAAGAGGUGCCUGACAGUACAGCAUUUUCAGAGGAAUUCUGAUGAACAUUUUCUACUGUAAGAUUAGGACAAAGCAUUUCUGCUGGUGCUUGUCUCACUGCUAUUGCUGUCUAGCUCAGUUGCUAACUUGAACAAAAUAAUUCGAAGUCCUAAUUAAUAAA
Prunus persica (peach) is the source of this 4612-nucleotide messenger RNA. RefSeq names its product E3 ubiquitin-protein ligase MIEL1. The transcript has 11 exons. Gene Ontology annotation, molecular function: zinc ion binding; ubiquitin protein ligase activity. Gene Ontology annotation, cellular component: nucleus. Bases 2903 to 3697 code for a protein of 264 amino acids. Lineage: Eukaryota; Viridiplantae; Streptophyta; Magnoliopsida; Rosales; Rosaceae. The record is from RefSeq and is a predicted model, not a curated record. Gene Ontology annotation, biological process: protein ubiquitination; ubiquitin-dependent protein catabolic process.